AUGCCGGUCGCCAUUAUUACUGGUGCCAGUUCUGGUAUUGGCAAGGCAACAGCUCUACUCUUGGCCAGAAAUAAUUACAAAGUUUCGCUAACAGGACGUAAUGUGAAAGCUUUGAACGAGCUUGCUGGAUUAAUUGCUAGCGCUGGAGGAGAUAAAAACGAUGUGUUAGUGACUCCUGUUGAGUUGUCUUCCGAGGAAGCUCCAAAGACGAUCAUCGAUGCGACUGUUCAGAAGUUUGGUAGGAUCGACAGUCUGGUAAGGAUGUGUUCAAAUAUUAAGAGGACGUGUCAUGUAGAAAUUCAGAUUAACUCUGCAGGAAUCCUGCGUGCCGGUCCAGUGCUCGAAUCAGGAAUUGAAGUGUACGACGAGCUGAUGAAUGUGAAUGUCCGUAGCUUGGUCAGACUGACUCGUGCCGCCCUCCCCCAUAUCAUCAAUACCAAAGGGACUGUUGUCAAUGUAAGCAGCAUCAAUGGUCCAUGUCCGUUCCCUAAUGUGACGUAUUACUGUAUGUCCAAGUCUGCAGUAGAUCAAUUCACCAAGUGUUUGGCUCUAGAAAUGGCUCCAAAUGGGGUCCGUGUAAAUGCGGUUUGUCCGGGAGUAACAGUGACCAAUCUUCAUCGUACAUCAGGCCAAGAUGAGACGACCUAUUCCGCGGUAAAUUGCUUGUUUGACCUUGAAAAGAAUUCUCUCUGUUUUCCUUUUCAGUUCUUAGAACGCAGCAAAACGACACACGCUCUCGGCCGUCCAGGCGAAGCCAACGAAGUUGCCGAAGCGAUUUUCUUCCUUGCAUCUGAGAAAAGCUCUUUCACAACUGGAGAACUUCUUCGUGUUGAUGGUGGAAGAGGAAUUAUGCAUCCACGUUGA
Molecule: messenger RNA, 864 nt
Organism: Caenorhabditis briggsae
Lineage: Eukaryota; Metazoa; Nematoda; Chromadorea; Rhabditida; Rhabditidae
Exons: 4
Coding region: 1-864 (287 amino acids)
Molecular function (GO): oxidoreductase activity
Source: RefSeq, a predicted model, not a curated record